AUAGUCACACACCAUCAGAAAACUGUCAUGGCGUCUGGAUACAUUGUAAAUCGUGGUGUGCUAACAUUUGGAAUUCACUAUCAACAUGUUUGUAGAAAUGUACUCCUUACACAUACCCGAGAGAAGAAGCGAUGGAUGAAAGCAUAUACUCUUUUGAUGGAAAGAAAGUUGAAGAUAGAAGGACCUCCACCACCUAAGCCACGUGCUCAAAAACCUAACUGGGACUACCAUGCAGAAGUCCAGGCAUUCAGCAGCCGCCUUAAAGAAAGUAUCUCCCCGGAGCUCCUGAAGACAGCCUUUGUGAACCCCUGUUACAUUCAGUCAGAGCAAGAGAGGAGGCAGGCACUCGGCGUGGACUCUGAAAUGGCUGCUCUGGUCCUGGGGGACAACAUUCAGCUGCACAGACAGGGCUUGGAGUUCACCAAGAGCUUCUUGUCUGACUGGUGCAGGGCUAGCUUCCCUAGCCUGCCCAGCAUGGGAGUGGUCGCCAUUGUCGCGCACCUGACCAGUCAUCCAGUCGUGUGCCUUGUGGCGCAGAACCUCGCCAUUGAGGACCUAACUAUGAGCGCUCAAUUCCCGGUCCCUGAUAAAGUAUUGCACAGUACGUUCCUCGCUGUGAUCGGAGCACUCCAUGAGAGCAGUGGAGCUGAGAGAGCAGGACUUUUCCUUCGGGAUUUCCUGGUCACUCAGCUGGUAGGGAAAGACCUGUUUGAGAUGUGGUCGGUGGUAAACCCAAUGGGGCUGCUGGUGGAGGAGUUGUCCAAGAGGAACAUGGCCCUCCCAGAGCCUCGCCUCACCAGGUCGGCCGGCGCCGGCACUGUGCUCCCACUCUACUUUGUAGGGCUGUACAGUGAUAAGAAGCUCCUUGCCGAGGCUCCAGGGGAGACCGUUCUGGCUGCGGAGGAGGAGGCGGCGCGCGUGGCCCUGAGGAAACUCUAUGGCUACACUGAGAACCGGAGACCCUGUGACUUCUCUGCAGCGGAGCAGCCUCAGGCUCCUGGCCUCCAAUCCUUCAGCAGCAGCUAAAGGACGUCACCCCAAGCACUACAAUGUCUUCCAUCAGUUGAUGACAGCUCUUGACACAACAGAGGGUCAAAGUCAAGUGGUUCCCUUAGCCUAUCAGGACCAAUCUCUGACAGACUCAUACCUACAGACAUAGGAAUUACCCUCCAAACUAUGUGGUCUCAUCAGCCUUGCAAUUAGAGGACUGUCCUUGGGCAAAAUAUUGUUUUUUUUGUGUAAUAGAUUAUUGAUCUAAAAGCUAAAUGUUUCAUGUCCAUAAUAAAUCUGUAUCCCUGAGCACAUCUCUUCAAAGAAAGUGUAUCAUACCAUC
Molecule: messenger RNA, 1333 nt
Organism: Oncorhynchus nerka (sockeye salmon)
Lineage: Eukaryota; Metazoa; Chordata; Actinopteri; Salmoniformes; Salmonidae
Product: large ribosomal subunit protein mL44-like
Exons: 4
Coding region: 28-1026 (332 amino acids)
Biological process (GO): RNA processing
Molecular function (GO): ribonuclease III activity; double-stranded RNA binding
Source: RefSeq, a predicted model, not a curated record